Struthio camelus australis is the source of this 6111-nucleotide messenger RNA. The record is from RefSeq and is a predicted model, not a curated record. Lineage: Eukaryota; Metazoa; Chordata; Aves; Struthioniformes; Struthionidae.
CCGAAUUAGCCUCCACCGUGGCACGCUCGCGUGGAGCAUCCCCCUGCCGGAAUGACAUCAGAGCAGCUCCGAGUCCUUCAAAGUCUCGGGGUUGAUUAGCUAGAGGAACGGGCUGCUUCUGCCAAUCAUAAUCCCGCAAAGCCGCCUCAGUACUUGUGUAGAUAUGAGGGAGAGGGAGCCUGGCUACAGCUAAGCAGGCGGCACAGCGGCAGCAGCACCAGCAGCAGUAACAGGAGCAGCUGCUAUUCGGGUGAUUAAAUAGUUCUCAUAGCCUUUUUGCUGUUCUCUGAAUGCUCCCUGGCGUAAUGCUCGCGUCCAAGGAGGAAGCUGCAUUUUGCCGGUGAGCUGAACAGAGGUUUGAAUCAUUCCAGCUGCCUGUUUGUUUUGAGAAGGACAGUCUGGGUAUAAAUAAGAUGUGACUAUGCUGGUAAGAGUUCAGUUACUGGGGGCUGGCGCAAGAGGAGCCUUCCCGGGAUACCGUUCAGACAGCUGAUACGGAUUGAAAACUCUCGGUAGUUUGCCUGGAGCCACGUGAAGAGAUUUGAAUAGCAGAUGUCUUUCCUGCACAUUAGGAAAAGAAAUUCUUCCCUAGCUUGUGAUGCCAGUGCCUGAAAGAUCCAGCAGGACAACGCAGCGAGGAGAAAACGUGCAGUUUUAGAUCUCCUUGCAUGCUCUUCCCUUCUGCUGCAGAAGCGGACUGAGAAAUUUAUAAUGUUAAGAGUCUUCUUCAUUGACUAUUGGCAACUGCUGUAUGCUGAGAAAGUCUCUUCCGAUUUAGCUUUCCAGAUCCUUUGGCUUCCACCUCCGACAACUUUAUAACCUCCCCAACAGUUCCAUAAAUGUACUGCAAUGGUCACAUGAACAACUCUGUAGGGGAAUCAGCACCUCUGCGUCUCCUUCUUACUAUGGCACUUUAGGAAGAGAAAAACCAAAAAGAGACAAGUCCACCAGAAGUUGAGAGUCCUGCAAAAAAUGAAUCUUACAGUGAGACUUCGACGCAGUUUCAGAACGCUGGUAAUCCUCUUGGCCACGUUCUGCCUGGCAAGCAUUGGUAUCUCUGCCUACUACCUGUACACGGGCUACAAACAGCCAAUGACCCUUGUGGAAACCACUGGAGAAGCAGAAUGUGAAGAUCUUAAACUUUUACCCUACAGGUCCACAGAGCUGAAAACCGCAAAGCCGAUUGAUCCAUCUAAAACUGACCCCACCGUCCUCUUGUUUGUGGAAAGCCAGUAUUCCCAGCUGGGGCAAGACAUUGUAGCCAUCCUUGAGUCCAGCCGGUUUCCAUACCAUAUGGUCAUUGCACCUGCCAAGGGGGAUAUUCCUCCUCUCACAGACAACGGAAAAGGAAAAUAUAUGAUUGUUAUAUAUGAGAAUAUUUUAAAAUAUGUAUCUAUGGACUCAUGGAAUAGAGAGCUUUUAGAAAAAUACUGUGUGGAAUACAGUGUUAGCAUAAUUGGUUUUCAUAAAGCCAACGAGAACAGCUCACCAAGUACCAAACUAAAAGGAUUUCCAUUACAUCUUUACAAUAACAUAGCCCUCAAAGACUGUUUUGUAAACCCUCAGUCUCCACUACUGCGCAUUACCAAAGCGCCAAGAGUUGAGAAAGGCCCCCUGCCUGGUGAAGACUGGACAGUUUUCCACUUUAACCACUCCACCUACCAACCUGUACUUUUAACUGAACUGCAGACCUCCAGACCCUUGCCAGUGGAAUUGCCAAAGGCUGAGCUGUAUGCAACAGUCAUCCAGGACUUAGGCCUUCAUGACGGCAUUCAGAGAGUCCUUUUUGGAAACAACUUGACCUUCUGGUUGCACAAGCUGAUCUUUAUCGAUGCCAUCUCUUUCCUGUCUGGGAAGAAGCUCGCACUAUCCUUGGAUAGGUACAUCCUCGUUGACAUAGAUGACAUCUUUGUUGGGAAGGAGGGAACAAGGAUGAAUGUCAACGAUGUGAAGGCUUUACUAGAGACUCAAAAUUUACUGCGCACUCAGGUUGCAAAUUUUACCUUCAACCUUGGAUUUUCAGGAAAAUUUUACCACACAGGCACCGAAGAGGAAGACAAAGGCGAUGACCUGUUGUUGAGGUCAGUAGAUGAGUUUUGGUGGUUUCCCCAUAUGUGGAGUCACAUGCAGCCUCACCUCUUCCACAAUGAGUCGUCCCUGGUGGAACAGAUGAUCCUCAACAAAGAAUUUGCAUUGGAGCACGGUAUACCAACGGACAUGGGGUACGCGGUGGCUCCACACCACUCGGGGGUCUACCCGGUCCACGUGCAGCUGUAUGAGGCCUGGAAGAAGGUCUGGGACAUCCGCGUGACCAGCACAGAAGAAUACCCACACCUGAAGCCUGCACGGUACAGACGGGGCUUCAUCCACAAUGGCAUCAUGGUACUCCCUCGACAGACCUGUGGCCUUUUCACUCAUACUAUUUUUUACAAGGAAUACCCUGGGGGUCCUCAGGAACUGGACAAAAGUAUCCGAGGAGGUGAACUCUUCCUCACCGUUCUCCUGAAUCCUAUCAGUGUCUUCAUGACCCACUUGUCCAAUUACGGGAACGACCGCCUGGGGUUAUACACCUUUGCGAACCUGGCCAACUUUGUGAAGAGCUCAACUAACCUCCGGCUCCGGACACUGCCCCCGGUACAGCUGGCGCAUAAGUACUUUGAGCUCUUCCCGGAGCAGACGGACCCUCUUUGGCAGAACCCAUGUGACGAUAAAAGACACAGGGACAUUUGGUCCAGAGAUAAAACUUGUGACCAUCUACCCAAAUUUCUCGUCAUAGGACCCCAGAAAACAGGAACAACGGCACUUUAUUUAUUUCUUCUGAUGCAUCCUUCCAUCAUCAGUAAUCUCCCUAGCCCAAAAACUUUUGAAGAAGUUCAGUUCUUCAAUGGAAACAACUAUCACAAAGGAAUUGACUGGUACAUGAGUUUCUUCCCCACUCCCUCCAACACCACCACCGACUUGCUCUUUGAGAAAAGCGCCAACUAUUUCCAUUCGGAGGAAGCUCCUAGACGAGCUGCUUCCCUCAUCCCCAAGGCCAAGAUCAUCACCAUCCUCAUCGACCCAUCCGAUCGGGCGUACUCCUGGUAUCAGCAUCAACGAUCCCACGAGGACCCCGCUGCCUUGAAAUUCAACUUUUAUGAAGUGAUUACGUCAGGCCACUGGGCGCCCUCCGAGAUAAGGACUCUCCAGAAGAGAUGUCUGACCCCCGGCUGGUAUGCUAUCCAUAUCGAAAGGUGGCUAACUCACUAUCCUGCUUCACAGUUGCUAAUUAUUGAUGGACAGCAGCUAAGAAGUGACCCAGCUACUGUGAUGGAUGAAGUGCAGAAGUUUCUUGGCGUCUCUCCUCAUUACAAUUACUCUGAAGCUCUAACGUUUGACCCUCAAAAAGGCUUUUGGUGCCAGUUACUGGAAGGAGGGAAAACAAAGUGCCUGGGAAAAAGCAAAGGUCGAAAAUACCCACCAAUGGAUCAAGAGUCUCGAGCUUUUCUGUCAAGCUACUACCGAGACCACAACGUGGAACUGUCCAAACUGCUGCACAGACUGGGACAGCCCCUGCCAUCGUGGCUGAGACAGGAGCUACAGAAAGUGAGAUAGCAGUGACCUUCAGAGGACCAAAGUCUCUAAGGACAAUUUCCUUCACCAUAAAACCCCUUGCUUCUCCGACUCACUUGUGAUUGUCAGUAAAGGACCUCAUGAAUAACACUCUUUCUAUUAAAAAAAAACACAAAAGAAUAAAAAAAAAAAGCCCUAAAACUGUUUAUAUGCACGCGCUGACAGUUAUUAGCAUCAACCCCUUUUGUCAGCUUCCAGGAAAUAAUACAGAGCUACGUGGCGUUAUUCUUUAUCCAGACUGGGAUUUGUGCAUAGUCUAGUCCCUCUGUUUACCAGAAAGUACCAGAAACUGUGUGUAGGACUGAUAGACUUCAGUGUGUAUGACAAAUUACAGUCUGUCAGGACACAAGCAAAGGAUGGGAAGAUCUCUCCUCGGAUUAUGAGGUCGGUCAUUAGUUUGGUUUUUUUUCCUGUUUGUUUUUGCAGGUGUUCCCCCUAGCCCUGCAAGGUGAGAAGUCGGGCACUUAUCCAUUUGAUAGGGGGACAUUCAGCACUUUGCAAUCGGGGUCCCUAAUUAUUAUAAUGUAUGUAAUGGUAAUUUAUUAUCAUUGCUUUCUUCAAAGAAUUAACAGUCUGAGGCAGGCUAAAUUCUUGCCUUACCUGCCUCCCUGGAAUUCCUGGAAAAACUGAUGUGGAGACUGUUCUCUUUCUUCUGUCCCUUUUUUUCCUUCACAACAAGUUGUGUGCUGGUUUCUUGGAGCUGGGUGGGCAGCUGAGGUGAAAUGCAGUAAGGUGGCUCUCCUUCUAGCUCCCCAGGCUCCCAGGGAAACCCAUUGACGGUUAUUUUCACUUGGCUACUUUGCCACCUCAAUAGUGUUUUUUGCUGGAUUCCUGCAGCACCCGUGGCAGAGCUUUGAGAGGUGAAGUCAUAUUAAAUAGUUUGUCAUAACGCCUUGGGAGUCAUUAUGAUAUUUUAUCAAAACUGUUACAAAAAAAAAUCUAAGCAGGUCUUUAGAGCAGUACUGACAAUAAUGUUGAUGCUUUUGUCUCUGUCCUGAAAGCAGCGUUUUCACUCUGAAGCCCUCAAAAGAAGAGAUUGGGUUAGUCUUGAUCUUGGUCUUAGAGCCAUUUCAGAAUAAACUUUUAAAAGACUUUAAUGGCCAAAGGCAUUUGUUAAAGUUUUGAAGAACCUACAGCCUACUGAAGAACUCUCUUUCUAUAGACUUUAACAGAGUUGAAUAGACAAGCAUAUCUCCUAUAAAUCACGUACACAUAUGAUGUGUAUAUUUUUAUGCCUGUACAUCUACAGACUGUAUAUCUAGUUCAGACAUACACUUAGGUUUAUAUAUCUGCUUUAUGUGCCCAUAGGUAAAUGAAAAGUAUUGAUUACCAAAAAUAUGAUACUAUGAAUUGCGCUUUCUUUUCAGAUCUGUGUGGGCAGGGUUGACAAAGCUGGGCAGAAAUUCACUGGGAAAAUUAAGCCGGGUGAACAAAAUCAAUUUAUGCACUUUAGUCUUGCAACACUUUUUCUCAGGAGCACGAAAGCAGACAAAGCUUUUCUACACGCUCUUUACGCAGCACAAGCUUGAGUAAAUUUCAGUUAGCCAAGUUCCCUGUCCUAGUUCCUAGUCACAAACCAUUUUAGGCGGUGUAAAGGUUUUGAGCUUCCCCGCUCUGUGAAUUUGAGCCUUACAUCUUACCUCAGGAGACAGAAAGAGAUGUUGAAAUUGCACCAUAAAUUCUGACUACUCGGAACUUUUUCUUGGGGCAGCACAGAGUAGUGUACAUCAUGGGCUGUGACGUUAAAGGACACUUGAAUGACUUAAUUCAGGCUUCAACGCCACUUAUACGUGCAGCUGUCUAUCUUAGCCUUUCCGGCAUUAUCAGCUCCUAAAUCAUGAGGCUGUCCACCAAGAUCAUGAUACCAGCUUGAAAAUUAUGAGUCUGAGUCACCCCUGCAGAGGAACCUGUGCCAGUUUCUGACUUUGACUUUUCCCACGCUGUGGGAAAGCCUGGGUGUGCAUCUGUUUAAGAGAAGCGUGCACGUGACUCCAUUCCCUUGUCUUUUUGUGGCUAGAUCACUUAAAGAUUUAUUACUCUGCUGCAACUUCUAAGUUAACUUGAUUUGGCCUUUUAGCAAAGACAGGUUUAUGCUUUUAAAUCUAGGUCAGUCCUGUGUCUGAUCAUACAAGCAGAAAAAGAAAAAAAGCACAUAGGUGGGAAAAUACAGCCCUUCUUCCCAGAGAUACACUGGUGCUGCCUGGCUUGUCACACCUCCGCCUGGAGUGUCCCCUCACACUGCCUGCCUGCCUGCCACGGUGUUUUCUUUCACCCAGCCCUCACUGCUUCCCCAGUCCCUCCGGGUAACCUGUCCGCUGCUCUGCCAAAUGCGAAUGAUCCCUUCCCACUUAGGGCCCGGUACUGCCCCUCCUGGCCCCAUAUAAAUAGCCCACAGAGAAGAGGUGGCGGGGGGUGCAACCAGUACCGAGUCCCUGCUCUUCUCAUCCUCCAGCUCUCACGUCUUCUGCAUGACCAAGUCGUAGAUAGGGAAGGGAAAGG